Messenger RNA from Fusarium sp. VM40, 2310 nucleotides. The record is from the annotation of a GenBank genome assembly. NCBI's taxonomy places the organism in Eukaryota, Fungi, Ascomycota, Sordariomycetes, Hypocreales, Nectriaceae.
AUGUCUAAACAUGCUGGGACCAAGGACGCGGCAGCGCCGCAGGCCGCGACAAAUUCGACCCCGCAGAAGGAGUUAUAUCCCAUGGUGAACUGGAAGUACGACAUGUUUCUCUACACUGUCGGUAACAUUGUCGAUAUGUUCUUCCGAGAAGUUGUACCUCGAGGUGCCUGGCGCGUUCCUCAAACUGGUCCUGUGCUGUUCGUUGCUGCGCCGCAUGCCAAUCAGUUCGUCGAUGCUAUUAUCCUCCAGCGCACCCUCCGUAAUGAAGCUAAACGACGAGCGUCUCUUCUCAUCGCCCAAAAAUCGGUCCACGGCUUUAUUGGAUGGGGUUCACGACAGGUCGGUUCGGUUCCUGUUGGCCGCGCUCAAGAUGCCGCGAAACCAGCGACCGGGACCAUCUACCUCCCCGAUCCCAUCAACGACCCGACUCUAGUACGUGGUAUUGGCACCAGAUUCGGAGAGGGUGAGGGCGAGGUUCAGGGCAUGCUUUUCCUUCCGUCUACCAAGAACCAAAGCGGCGCCAGCGUCGAUAUUUCUCAGAUUCUCGGUCCCGAGGAGAUCCGUGUCAAGCGACCUUUUAAGGGUAAGAUCGCUUUGCAACAGCUCACGGGCCGUGACGACAUCGAUAAAGACGGCAACUUUACCAAUAAGGAUGUGAAGGGGCCUGCUCAGGACUACCAGGGCACCAAGUUCAAGUUGGCACCUCAUAUCGACCAGACCAAGGUCUACGAGGCCGUCUUCUCCCGCCUGUGCAACGGUGGCUGUGUCGGUAUCUUCCCUGAGGGUGGUAGCCACGAUCGCACAGAGCUCCUACCUCUCAAGGCUGGUGUCGCAAUCAUGGCUCUGGGAACUCUGGCCCAGGACCCUGACUGUGGGCUCAAGAUCGUCCCAGUCGGCAUGAACUACUUCCAUGCCCACAAGUUCCGCUCACGCGCCGUUGUCGAGUUUGGUGCUCCUUUCGAAAUUCCUCGCCAUCUUGUUGAGCUUUACUGCAACAACCAGCGUCGUGAGGCCAUUGGACAGGUCCUCGACACAGUUUACCAGGCCCUCAACUCUGUCACCGUGUCCGCGCCCAAUUUCGAUACGCUCAUGGUGGUCCAGGCUGCCCGUCGACUCUACAACCCUACAGGCAAAAAGCUCCCACUGCCGGUGGUGAUCGAGCUGAACCGCAGGUUAUGUAUGGGUUAUGAGAGAUACAAGAACGACGAGCGCAUUACAUCUCUGUCCGCCGCGGUCAAGGAGUACAACUCACAAAUACGAUACCUCAACUUGAAGGAUCAUCAGGUACAGUAUGCCAAGAUGAACAUGAUUAAGGUCAUUUUCCUCUUCAUCUACCGAUCGAUCAAACUACUCUUCCUCUUCAUAUGCGCACUCCCGGGCUUGAUUCUCUUCGCGCCUGUCUUUGUGGCGACCAGGAUUAUCAGUCGAAAGAAGGCCAAAACAGCACUGGCAGGUUCAACUGUCAAGAUCCGUGGCCGCGAUGUCAUGGCAACGUGGAAGAUUCUUGUAGCAAUUGGCCUCGCGCCUACGCUCUACCACAUCUACUCGUCAAUCAUCACGUUCAAGGUUUGGCAAGACCGUCUUUGGGGUUAUGUUCCCGAGGGUGUGCCACUGUGGGUGGUCUAUUUCGCCUUGUGGCCGUUCAUGGUUGGUAUCACGUUUGCCUCCUUACGCUUUGGUGAGGUUGGCAUAGAUAUCUUUAAGUCUCUCCGACCACUGCUCCUGUGCCUGACACCAUCCUCAAACUACAACAUUCACAAGUUGCGACUGAGACGAGCCGAGCUGAGCGCCCAAGUGACAGAUGUUAUCAACACGCUUGGACCUGAAAUGUUUGACGACUUCGAAAAGGCACGACUCGUGCCUGAUCUGUACAAGGCCGAGGGCGGUUCUGCCACCUCUCCCAAGUCACACAGACGGCAAGAUAGCGAUCAGUCCAGUACUGGAUAUGAGCCCGAGACACCACCUGCUCUUUCGCGCCGAAGCACGACGCAGUCAAGCCGAGCCCUCCCGCGCAACGAUUCUUUCAGCAACAUUGGACAUGUGGGCAUCUUCUCUACACGACCACCGUCUCGAGCCCGCAGUAGGUCGCGCUCGAGCAGCAGUGGAGGCGGUUUUGGAUCUGGCGGGUUCCCGCUUAGUGGAUUCACCACCCUGGAUUCGUCGGGUGGAUUUGAUGAAGCGAGUCGCAAGAUCCGAGAAGCUAUGAAGAACAGACGGCACAAAACAGAACAGGAGAGGACGGAGGGAGACGAGGAAGAUGAGGAUAGUGAAGAGGAGGGUUACGAUGAGGCGAGGAAGAAGAACGCAUGA